Molecule: messenger RNA, 1760 nt
Organism: Mya arenaria
Lineage: Eukaryota; Metazoa; Mollusca; Bivalvia; Myida; Myidae
Product: multiple epidermal growth factor-like domains protein 10
Exons: 11
Coding region: 68-1219 (383 amino acids)
Source: RefSeq, a predicted model, not a curated record
ACUUUGUUCCGGUUUUCCGAAGAAAUAGGAUGGAAACUUAGACGGUUGUUCUGAACUCACUGUGAACAUGGAGUCCACGUACUGGCUACUUGCGGUUGCGGUGGUGAUGUCGAUGUCCUACGUUUCUGUUGAAGGCACUCCGGGUUCUAACUGUACAGGCAAUGCAGACAUUUGCGCUGACAAUGAGACAUGUUCUGACCCAACAUGUGUAACUAGAGAAUACAACGAUGGUUGCCUAUUUCCCGAUAAGUGUCUUUUGGGGCUUAUACGUUAUUCGGACACCUGUAAAACAUCCAUGAAAUGUGUCUGCGUGACCAUAUUCUCCGUGUAUGUGAACAUUUUCAGCAAAGGAUCCUGUAAAACGGGGAAAUUGGGAGACAAGGGCGUCUGUGACAACACUACAGGCAAAUGUGCCUGCACUACAGGUUACUCGUGGGAGGCGGAGAAAUGCAAAGCCAAUGGAUACGGCCAUGCUUGCACUGCCAACGAGGACUGUAAAUCGGGGAAUUUAGGAGACAAGGGCGUCUGUGACACCACCACUAGGAAAUGUGCCUGCAUAACAGGUUACUCGUGGGAGGCGGAGAAAUGCGCAGCCAAUGGACACGACCAUGCUUGCACUGCCAACGAGGACUGUAAAUCGGGGAAUUUAGGAGACAAGGGCGUCUGUGACACCACCACUAGCAAAUGUGCCUGCAUAACAGGUUACUCGUGGGAGGCGGAGAAAUGCGCAACCAAUGGACACGACCAUGCUUGCACUGCCAACGAGGACUGUAAAUCGGGGAAUUUAGGAGACAAGGGCGUCUGUGACACCACCAAUAGCAAAUGUGCCUGCAUAACAGGUUACUCGUGGGAGGCGGAGAAAUGCGCAGCCAAUGGAUACAACCAUACUUGCAGCAAUGAGAAUGACUGUCAGUCAGGGAAUUUAGGAGACAAGGGUGUCUGUGACAACACCACUAAGAUGUGUGACUGCAAUGACAGCUACUCCUGGAAAGGGGACAACUGCACAGCCAAUGGGUACAACGAUACUUGCAAUACCACUCCGGACUGUCAACUAGGGAGUUUAGGAGAGAAUGGCACCUGUAACAUCGCCACCAAGAUGUGUCACUGCAAGGACGGCUUCUUCUGGGAAGUGGAUAUGUGCAAAGCUAAUGGUGCGGCAGAUGUGAUCAUAUCUAUGACGCUGAUGCUAGGAGCCUUCUUCUACAAGAAGAUAGUUUAGGACCAGACACCUUCCAAAUGCAAUACCACGGAAUAACGAUCAUCUACAAAGAACUCAAAUAAAAUCUAGGAUAUACAAUUAGAAAUGCUUAUCAGUUUUAAUAAUAAUGUUUUUAAUUGUUAUAAAGUUAAUUUGGAUUGACAAUUUGAAAUAAUUUAACAAUUAUAAUUUUGAAUAUCGCUUUUUUAUGUACUAAACAAUAACAUAAACGCUCACUCCAUUAACCUGAGAGAUAUAUGCAUACACCUGGUAUAAUACCUCCAUACAUUUACUUUAAUGACUGUUUCCUUAGUCCUUGUAAACAUUUACUUUAUGUCCAGAAUAAAUGAUGUAAGUACACAUGAUAUAAAAAUGAUGACCAACAUACAACAAAGUGUUCAAAGUUCGAUAAAAUGUACCAUAUACUCAAACCUACUAAAUGUUUAUCUAACUCUGUCAAUGGUUUUAUGAUCUUUCCACUUAUUGUGGAAAGGGAGACUUUAAAUAUUGACAUUUUAUAAUAUGUUAACCAUAUUUGUUAUUUGUAUGUAAAUAAAACGUG